CUGCUUAAGCUUAGCGGUUCCUGUUGGCAUUGGGGAUUAAGUGUGGGUUAUGUUUUCCUCUGACUGUUGCUCUUUAACUCUUUAAGAAUACACAUACACACCGCGCCGCUGCGUCUGCAACUCCCGCCGAUGUUGCCAGCAUCCGCACAGAUAUUUCCUCUAGUCUCCCGGUAUAUUCGGGCCAAACGCCCAUUUAUAACAAACGCAUUCGUCCCCAUGCUAGCAUCGGCGGACGCAGAUGUUUCCUGUCCCAACGUGGAGACCGCGUCAUGUCAACAAUCAGCAUCAUUGUCGUUGUGUGUGGCUGCCGGUAAAAUUAAUAUUUCACCAUUUUAUGGAGGACCUAUCCCACAACUGUAAAUGUCACAGCCGAGAAAUUGGAUCUAGAUAUGGCGCGAGCGUUGAUAUGCGUUGUUGUAUAUUAACGAGCCACCGGGACAUGCAGCCCAUAAGUUCACGUAUAUAUGGUGACUACGGUAAUACCUGUUUUAUAUGGCACUCAUGUUGGAUGAAUCGAAUUACCUGUUGGCAAACUGACACGAGUAAUUCACUUUAUUGGUUUACUUACGAUUAUCUCCACUGGACAUUAGGGUACAAAAACGAUUAAAUACAUGUCACUGUUCAAGUGCUGCAUGGACGUGCUGUCGUUGAUUUCUGCAAGUCCUAAUGAAAAAUUUCGGUAUCCUCUUAUCUGUACAUGCGUCGAUGGAAUGAAACGAUCUUCACAUCCGGUUGCUUCGGUAUCUACACAUCGAAGAUUAUAUGGAGAGAAUUCGAACUCCGAAGAUAGAGAAUGUCCGUGUACUUGAUCGAUUUUACCAUUGGCAAAACCGAAACGCUAUGGAAUCUACGACACCGUCCACUGGUACCCUGUACUUGACGCCGACCCAUCUAAUCUUCGUUAAUCCCGUCGAGAAGCGGGAAACUUGGGUUCUUCUGGGGCAUAUCGGAAGUGUUGAUCGUUUAUCGAUGGCAGUUGGCGGUUCACCCUUACAGAUCCGGUGCAAAACAUUUCUGUCCUUGAUACUAGUCAUUCCCAAAGACAGAGAUUCCCAGGAGCUUUAUGCAGCUCUUUUACGCUUAGCACAACCAGCUACAUAUGAAGAGCUGUACUGUUUUUCAUACAAUCCACCCGAGGAGAGCUUUGACCGAACGUCCGGAUGGAAUAUUUUCGACUUGCAGUCUGAGUAUCAAAGAAUCGGCGUUCCAAACCAGCACUGGGUGUUGUCCAAGAUGAACCAGCAUUAUGAAGUUUGUGAUACCUAUCCACAGUUUCUUUACGUUCCUUCCUCGGCAACGCCAAAAAUUUUGCUAGGCAGCGCCGGAUUUCGUAGUCGGGGUCGACUUCCUGUUUUAUCGUAUUUGUAUCCUAAAACCAACGCUGCCAUUUGUCGCUGUUCACAGCCAUUAUCAGGUUUCAGUGCUCGUUGUGAGGAAGACGAGGAAAUGCUAAACUGCAUACUGCGGUCGACACCGGAGUCGAAAACCGUAUUUAUAAUCGACACUCGACCCCGUAUCAACGCGAUGGCUAAUCGAGCUACAGGAAAAGGUUAUGAGACUGAAGCAAAUUACGUCGGAAUGAAAGUGCAAUUUUUCAGCAUUGAAAACAUCCAUGUCAUGCGCAGCGGGUUGCAGAAGCUGGUUGAAGUUUGUGAUUUGAAAACUGGAUCCGAGGACUUAAGUUUACCUUCGCAUUCUACCUUCUUAAGCGGGUUACAAGCCACCGGCUGGUUAAAACAUAUUCGUUCCAUUUUGGAUGCGUCUUUAUUUAUUGCUGAGAAAAUAACUGAAGGUCAUAGUGUCCUAGUGCAUUGCUCUGAUGGUUGGGAUAGGACUGCUCAGACUUGCUCCCUCGCAUGUUUGUUCUUGGAUCCAUACUAUCGUACGCUACAUGGAUUCAUGGCGCUGAUUGAAAAAGAAUGGUUGGCAUUUGGACAUAAGUUUUCCGAUCGUGCCGGACACCUGCGGCCGGUAUUCGGAAACGGAGGUGUCAGUCCAGCCAUCACACCGAGUAGUGCCGUCAACAUGGUUAUUGAUACAUCAAGGGAGCAGAGCCCGGUGUUUGCGCAGUUCCUGGAUUGUGUUUGGCAAUUGCUCUGUCAGAAGCCCUACGCAUUUCAGUUCAACGAACGCUUCCUGUUGGUGCUACAUGAUCAUCUGUAUAGCUGUCAGUUUGGGACAUUCAUUGGGAAUAAUGAGAAGGAGCGGCGAGAUUUGAAGCUGUCCGAGCGAACCUACUCGUUAUGGGGCUACAUGAAGCGGCAUUUGAACGAGUACUUGAACCCUUUAUACGAUCCGGAACGAUGCCGAUUAACUCCAUUAUUAUUUCCUGACAUUUCAGCUCAGCAGCUGAGAUUGUGGGUGACCCUCUAUAGCCGCUUCGAAGAGGGUGUCCAUCCACGUGAGCCGCUCUUGGAUACGGUAACAUCGCUGAUUGAUCACUCGAGUGCCCUGGAGGAUCAUGCGUUGUACCUCGAACGUCGAAUAGCAUUAUUAAAGGAAAUGCUGGCAAAUCCUCCUCAUCAUCGACGUAAUCCCCUCGUGACGGUGACAGCCAACGGAGCGGGAAUGUCGUCGCCACACGGUAGUCUGAGCAGCAUCAGUAUGGGCUCUUCCAUGAAUUGGGAUGACUAUCCGAACGCUUCUGUGAUAAUUAAAUCCGUAGCACUUGACUGGAAGCCCAUACGCUAUGUCAGAUAUUGUGUUUGCUCAACACCUUUCUCGCAGUUUACAGUCAAGUACCAUUGUUGGAAGUGCGGUGAUGUGGUAUGUCGUCGUUGCACGGAUACUCACGCUCCUUUAAUAGGCCUUUAUUCAAACAAACCCGUGCCGGUAUGCCAGCUGUGCUACGAAAGAUCGCGCGUUUCUCCCAUCAAAGAAAAAAAUGCCACCUUUGCGGAGAAAUCUGACAAACUACAAAAGAGCCAAAAAACCGAGAAGGUUCCUUAAGACUGCCAUUUCGUAUAAGUUCGAGUUGUUCUGCCCAAUUUGAUUGUGAUUUGAUUUUGGUCUGCUCCCUUUGUUACAAAACGAUAUUUUAUAUAUAUCCACCAAUGGUUAUACUUUUUUAAAAUCAAAUUGUUUUCUAUUAAUUUAUUAUUUCUGUCUAAUCCCGGUGACUGGUUGUCUGCAAAGUGCAGUUACUCGUUUUAUUAGUUAUCCAUGUCAAUGUGGAAGUAGCCAGAGCCUGCACGGGAUGGUGUGCAAUUAACCCAAGUAAAGCAUUUCGGUCUACCUGGCAUUUGGCUCUAUACUGCA
This is a messenger RNA of Paramacrobiotus metropolitanus, 3258 nucleotides long. Its product is annotated as myotubularin-related protein 6-like. The transcript is spliced from 14 exons. Gene Ontology annotation, biological process: dephosphorylation. Lineage: Eukaryota; Metazoa; Tardigrada; Eutardigrada; Parachela; Macrobiotidae. Gene Ontology annotation, molecular function: phosphatase activity; metal ion binding. Bases 763 to 2949 code for a protein of 728 amino acids. The record is from RefSeq and is a predicted model, not a curated record.